AUAUGGGUUAUCGGGUUUCGAUUAAUAUACAAUGUUUUUAUUAACAAAUAGACCUUGUAUUGUUUCAUAGGUGUGAUAUUUUGCAGCUUAAAGAAAUAUGAGUAAUUUAUUUUUAAAAACAAGUUUUUAUAACGUUUCACGAAGACUUCGAGGAAAAUAUGUACAAUUUUUGCGAGAACCUUCGCACAAUCUUCAUGGCAAAAUCUACUCUAUCGCAGCAGUACCUAGCAGAAACUUCGCAAGCAAGAUGAAUAAGAUCCUGAAUGGUAAUUUAUGGGACACAGACCCUGAAUUAUUUGAAAUUAUUAAAAAUGAAAAGCAUCGGCAGCAAAAUGGCCUUGAAAUGAUAUCGUCAGAGAACUUUACCUCUGUUCCUGUUCUUCAAUGUUUGAGCUCAUGUCUUCAUAAUAAAUAUUCAGAGGGCAUGCCAAAUCAAAGGUAUUAUGGAGGAAAUGAAUUCAUUGAUGAAAUAGAAAUCCUGGCACAGAAGCGAGCCCUGGAGGCUUACAGGCUAAAUCCAGAAGAAUGGGGAGUCAAUGUACAACCUUACUCGGGUUCACCAGCAAACUUUGCUGUAUAUACAGGAAUAGUAGAACCUCAUGGCCGUAUCAUGGGAUUGGACCUUCCAGACGGUGGACAUCUUACGCACGGUUUCUUUACACCCACUAAGAAGAUUUCCGCAACUUCCAUAUUUUUUGAAAGUAUGCCUUACAAAGUGGACCCUAAAACUGGCCUAAUUGACUAUGAUGAACUCGCUAAGACUGCUAAAUUAUUCAAACCUCGCUUAAUAAUCGCUGGUAUAAGUUGUUAUUCAAGAUGCUUAGAUUAUAAGAGAUUCAGAGAGAUUACCAAUGAAAAUGGAGCAUAUUUAAUGGGAGACAUGGCACACAUAUCCGGUCUUGUUGCUGCAGGUGUAGUCCCUAGCCCAUUUGAAUACUGUGAUAUUGUAACUACAACUACACACAAAACUUUGCGAGGCCCUCGUGCUGGUGUGAUUUUCUACCGAAAAGGAGUUAGAUCAGUAAAUGCUAAAGGAGACAAGAUUAUGUAUGACCUUGAGACCAAAAUCAACCAAGCUGUAUUCCCAGGACUACAGGGAGGACCUCACAAUCAUGCUAUCGCUGCUAUUGCCACUGCUAUGAAACAAGCUACUUUGCCAGAAUUUGUGGAUUACCAGAGACAGGUAAUCAAGAACGCUCAAAGACUAUGCGAAGGUUUGAAGUCGCGUGGUUACGAAAUAGCGACCGGUGGUACAGAUGUGCACUUACUAUUAGUAGACGUUAGAAACGUCGGUUUGAGUGGAGCUCGCGCGGAGAGAAUUCUAGAGCUUUGCAGUAUUGCCUGUAAUAAAAAUACAGUGCCAGGAGACAAAAGUGCUAUGAACCCCAGCGGCAUUCGUUUAGGUACCCCAGCUUUAACAACAAGAGGCCUUAAAGAAACCGAUAUUGACAGAGUUGUCGACUUCAUUGACCAGGCUCUGAAGCUGGGUCAAGAAAUUACAAAAAUUUCGGGACCGAAAAUUGUGGACUUCAACAAAGUCAUUGAAGAAAAUAAAGAAAUUAAUGCUAAAGUAAACAGUUUGAAAGAAAAUAUUGAAACAUACAUCCGAGCAUUCCCACUGCCUGGAUAUGAAAAUUACUAAGAUCAUACUUGUUAUUGCUUUAUAAAAAUUAUGUUACAUUAUAUUAUUUAAUUUACAUAAUAUACUUGAUAUUAAAUUAUGUAUGUAUUUAACCCAAUAUGAUAAGAAGUUAUUGCUUAGUUGUUAAAGGCAUAGUACCUUUUGAACUCUCUCUCUCUCUAGUAUACGCUUAAACAGUAAAACAAUCAUUUAUUACUGUACUGCCAAUUUCCAUGGAUGAAUUUGAUCCUUUGUAAUUCAAGGUAUCAAAAUUGAACAUUGUAUUCAUUCAUCUUUGAUAAGUUAUCAUGGGUUACAAUGUAAGUUUUUAGAUGUAAGAUUUAAAGUAAAAGUUUUAGUUAAAUCUACUGAAAGUUAAGCUUGUUGAAUCAAAAACUAUAUUAAAUGCUAUGAAUCCUAUCUUUGAAGCAGCAUAUUUAUAAGAAUCUCUUGUUAUUGUUAUGUACAACAUUAAAUAAUGCAAAUUUAAAAAAAUACAGACAGUUUACUUAUGUAUGAAAGUAUGCAGUUUUAUGUUUGAAUAAACUUAAUUUUUAAUCUCUUA
Colias croceus (clouded yellow) is the source of this 2186-nucleotide messenger RNA. RefSeq names its product serine hydroxymethyltransferase (gene Shmt). The coding region runs from base 98 to 1642 and encodes 514 amino acids. Lineage: Eukaryota; Metazoa; Arthropoda; Insecta; Lepidoptera; Pieridae. Gene Ontology annotation, cellular component: cytosol; nucleus; cytoplasm. The record is from RefSeq and is a predicted model, not a curated record. Gene Ontology annotation, molecular function: mRNA regulatory element binding translation repressor activity; glycine hydroxymethyltransferase activity; serine binding. Gene Ontology annotation, biological process: L-serine catabolic process; folic acid metabolic process; tetrahydrofolate interconversion. The transcript is spliced from 8 exons.